CACGCAAGUUAAGCUUAAAUGUUAAAAAAUGCGUUUAAAAAAAACAACCAAAAAAAAAACAAGUCUAUAAUGAAGGUCUCUGCGUAUCCACUAUACUUUCGUUCGCAGACGAUGUGGCGGAAGUUAGGGUAAGAUCUGCGUGCGCAUCAUCAUCAGUGAGUAGAGAAUCCAUUUCACAGCUGUAAAAAUCAACAACCUUUGUGACUUCAUUGUUUACAAAAUACAAGUAAAUUAUGUUCAGAUUGGUUUUUGUUGAUUUUAUAGUUAGAUAACUGUUGUUUAUUGGCAAAUACUUUUUUUGCUGAGAUUUGGUACGAAAAUACGGUUAGAAUCAUCUAAAAUGUUACCUCUACUCAAAACAAAAAACUUAACAAUCUUAAUUUUCUGAUUCUUAAGUUAGUUAGGACUUGCAAUAUCAGAGGUUACAAUUUUACUAAUUUACACUGUCUUUCCGUGAUUCUAUAUUUAUUAUGAAUAUGUACUUUAGCAAUUUAAAGAAAUACCUAUGGUUGUGUUUUACUUCUGAAUAUCUACUUCCAUUGCUAGUAGUCUUAAGUAGUAUUUGGACCUUUUACUUCUACAAAAAUUAAGUCUAAGUACUAAAAAAGUGGGAAGGCUAAUUAAAUUUAAGUUGUCAGUUGUCAUGUAAAGUAAUAUUCUGAAGGUGGACUGAGAUAUCAGAAAAUAUCCCGGUGGGGGUGGGCUACCGGGGAUGAUGAUAUUUAGGCUGUCUGAGCCGCCUCUCAUAUUAUUAUUAGUAAUAUUAAAAUUAGGUACCCUGAACAAAAUUUUCAAAAAGAAGUUACAGCAGUGAUGACAGCAGCCUUAAAGUUUAAGCCUAGUUAUUUAGAUAGGCUUGGACAAGAAAAAAAAUGUGGUCAAUUCUUGAGAGAGAGCUGACACUGCUUAAUAUACAUGAAGGAAAUGUAGUCAGCAUACCCAAAUAGUCACUGUUUUGAAACUAAUAAAAUUGUUGGGGGAGGGGGGAUUUAUUUGCCUAUUCUUGUAGUUGUAGAUAUGAUAAUUGGAUGCUUUAAAAAGUGUUUUUCAUGAAAAUUGUAACUGGUGGAGAUUAUAACAGAAAUGAGAAAAUAGUAGACUUAGCUUAAGUCUUAAGUCAACUUGGUAUAUAUUUCCAAAGAAAUUCAUGAUAAAAAAAUUGGAAAACACAGUACUGUUAUGAAUCCAAACCUCUUUAAAAUGAUAUUUCACAAAAUCUAUUCAUAAAAGAAAUGACAGCAAAUCACAUUUUUUCCCAGUGCUUAUGCAAUGUUUUUUUACAUUUUUAAGUGGACAAAAAGUUGAUUUGUCACUAGCAGAAAAAUGAUUUAUCCAAGUACCUAUUCCCCUAUUUAUAUAUCUAUUAAAGGCUGAUGAUAUAUUCAUUGUUUUUGUUUAUUAAGAGUAUAUUCAUUAUUGAAAUCUUAGGUGUUUAGGCUAUUAUUAUUGGUGUAUAGGCCCCCAUUAUUUUGUUAUGACAUUUGACUUAAAUUAGUCAUGAUUCAAUUAUAAAAUUAAAGUGUGAUUUAGACAAAGCAAUUAAUAAGGCCUUCUUUUUAUGAAUUAAGUAUUUACUGACUUAAUAGAGUAGUCUCUAUUAGAUCCUAGAAUUGGAACUAAGAUUAAUAUUAUUCAACAAUGUAUGAUUAUCAACUCAAGUUAUUCUUUUCUUUAACUUUUUAAACCUGAGGCUUGACCUGAGGAGAUAAAAUAUUUGAAAAAAAUUUGAGUAAUGUCAGAGAUCAAAAUAGUAAAAUACCAAUGAUGAAAGCAACAUAUUCAGCCUUUUCCUUCUAACAAUUAAAUUUAAUACUUGAAAGUUAAAUUAAAGAAACUUAGCUAAAUAUUGGGCUAAAUUAUUGAUUUUCCCAUAUUAGGACAUAUGCCUGUAAUGCUCAAUGUUAUUAGGCCUAUGGGGUCAUCCAUAAAUAACAUCACACAUUUAGGUGCAAAAAAGGGUUUCACAAUUUUUGUGAUGAUGUGUUAUGAAGGUGUCAAAAUUUUGUGACAAAUUUGUGUCAUUUUAGCCUGAGCUGCAGACAAAACACUGCUUUGUAUAAAGCUAAAUUCUAUAAGUUUGUUUCAGUUCAGCUUUGGUGACUUUAACUCUAAUAUAAUGAAUAAUAUUGUUUACUGAUAGCAGUGAUGACUAUUGCUUUGUUUUAAAGAGAGGGAGAGAGUAAUUCAAACAAAAUGUCAGGUGUACUUGUAAUGACGAUACAUUACAUUGACAUAUAAAAAGUAGAUACUUCGAUGAAAGAAGGGAGACUACUAUUUUUUUUGUAUCGGAAAUGGGCGUCGGCGCCGAAAAAUCCGAGUUUUUAAUUUUCCGAUGUGUGUGUCUAUUUAUUAUUAAAUUAGUUCUUUCCACAUAUAUUUGAGUUCCGUUUCCGGCCUUAUAAUUUGGAAGACAUCUUGGCCUACAUUUCUAGCCAGCUAUUUUGCUUUUUUCAAUCGACCUUUAUUUUGAAAAUCUUUGGUAUAUAUAAGGCAUCUUCGCAUACAAAAUUUUUUGUGAAAUAAUAAGAUAAGGUCCUUUUUGAUUAAAUCUGUAUGAGCAUUAGAUAUUGAUCUAUAUCUGUGCCAAGUUUCAUUGAUGUAGGUCGUGUCUCACGUUUGUUACACUUGUCACAGUGACCCAUAUCACCAUAAGGUGGCUCAGCCUAAUUUCGACAUGGCGUGGGCCACGCCCCCUUUUUAAUGGCGGAAGUUGCCGAUACUUAGGAAAUAUUUAAUUAUUACCACUAUAUACAUCAAAAUAUUUUAUAUUUUGUGUUUCAGAAUGCAUUUUGAAGACAUUUAAACUGGAAAUGUUUUAAUUUGAGCUUUAAAAACCCUGCAGAGUCCAUAAUAUAAAUGAUCAGAAUUUUCCGUGUGCAACACGUUGUCAUUGGCAACCAUUCACAGCCACUUGCAUAACGGCUACGUUGUAGUACUAUCUCAGAGUUUCAUUCAUAAGAGUUUGCCGUGUGCAAAAGCUAUUAAACCAUUGGUCAGGGAAAGCUUUUAUUAAUUAUUCAUGUGCCAAAGUUGAAAGUUUAAAAUAAGUCGACCCUAAACAGUAUUUUAGUGAUAAGGGAAUGCAUUGCCUUAUAUAAACUAUAUAGUCAUUGCGCAUGACGCGAUCAGUGGAAUGAGGUCACAGAAUGUGGAGAUGCAGUCUAUGUUAAAAAAUGACAAACCAAGUCGUACUUUAAAAAUUCAUAACUUUAAAACUACAACAGCUAAAAAUAUGAUUUUGGUGUUAUAAUUAUGUUUAAAAUUAGCUCUAUUCAACUGUGCCAUUGGUUUAUUUUUAAAAAAUGUUUACAUUUUUGACCAAAGUAUCUAUAAAAAGGUUGUCUGAAAAUGUUAUUCAAACAUGUUUUAUGAUUAAGGUCUGGAAUUUCUUUUUCUUAAUUACUUAGUCACUUAUUUUUUAAUCAAAUUUUGAAAGGGUAUGCCAGAGAUUCUGAAAACUAAUGGAAUUUUUAAUGAUUUUAGCUAACUUAUGUAAUGAGAAUCAAAAGUCUUGCUUGUAUUUAAUACAGCUCAUUAUACCUUUAUGAGAAAAACAAUAUAAUAACUUCAAUUUUCAGUUCUAUGAACAUUAUGUAAAUCUUAAUACCGGUAUUUCCUGUUCUUCAUAUUAUUUUAAACAGCUUUUUAACAAAAUUAAUUGGCUUUUAUUACAUUGAUUUAAAUUAAGAUAAAAGUAAUUAUUUUGUGUUAAUGCUAGAGCUAGACAAAUGCUAUAAAUUAUGUUAGCUAUAAUUACAAAAUAUCUAACAAAUGCCAAAUGAUUUAUGGAUGAAAUUUUUAUUUAUAAAAUUAAAAAACAAAACCACUUUAACUUUGUUAAAAAUCUUAAUUUGAACUUUCUUUAAUAAUUAUUUCUCUGUGAUUGUCUGAUAAAUAUAAAAAUAUUUUAUUGAAAAGAUUUAGAUUUAGGCAUAAAACUAAUUAAUUGUUUUUAAUGCCAAGUUGUGUAAAAAAUGUAGUAAAGCCUAGAAGCUUGUUUUAUUUGGCUACAGCAGUGGGUCUGGCAAUGACAUAUCCAAAUUUGACUUUAUUUAGUUUCAGUCUAAGUAAAAGCUGAACAUAAAAGUAUAAUUUUAUCACAUGCAAUAUACGAAUUCAUUGUUAGCAGGGUAAAGGUGGGUACGAUGGGUGAUCAUCCCACAGGCGCCAAGGAGACAAAAUUUGUUAAAAUCAAACAAAAAUGUUUUCUGAACUCUUCCCAUAAUUUUCCAGAGGGUGAUAAUUGCCUAUUUUCACCCAACCUAAAAAUGUCUAGCUGCCGGCCCUGAUUGUUGUUCAUACUAAGCUAAAUAUUUAGUCAGACUGUAGUGACAUAUUAAACACUGCUUCAUUGCAGUCACUCAAGAUGAUAAGUCCUUGUUUAACAUGAGUGUUGUAUUUUAAUUUCUCAUCAGAAUGAAAAAUGCUUUCAAUUACUUUCUGGUGCUUAAGAUAGUAAUUUCUACUUUGUGCUUAAUGAGGUUGUCAGUGUAAAACCUGUCAAUCUCUUCAUAUAAAAACUAGUUUGCUAAUUAAUUUCAAUAUGGAAGAUAAAUUUACUAUGCACAACAAAUAUCCCUACUCAAAGAAAAGCAAUCAUAUUUAUUCAUAACAUAAUAUUAAAAACAUUUGAAAUAUGAACAGAAAUUUUAAAGAAAUAUACACUAUAAAUAUAAUUUAAAAUUUAAAUAUCUCUUAGCAUCAACUGUGGUUUUAUUAUAUUUUUUAACAAGUAACCAUUAAUAAAUUUAAUAAUUUAAACUUUGCAUCUAGUUAACAUCCCUUAAAUCCCUUUGCUGUUUAAAAAUAGGUUAUUAAAGACAUACAUUAAAAACUUGGUGAUGGAAGAAGUUAAUGACAUUGUUUUCAGGCGCCCUAAAUAUAAAUAAUAAUAAUAUGACAACUGCUAGUUAUUCAGUUAACUUUGUUUAAAGCUAGAUUGAACUUUUGGCUAACAGACCUUAUUGAAAAAGUUAUGCAAAAUUUUCUCUAUGCAGACUACAUCUGGCAUGUGCUGGGUGUGUGUGGUAGCAUAUGGAUGCUCUAUGUGAAGAGCCGGCGGGGGGUAGUAAACGCAGGCGCGGUGCAGGGGUCAAUUCUAACACUACAAAGUAAGUACAAAAACAGCUUACCUAAAUAAGUUGUUCCAGAGAAUAAUGCAAAUUUGUUAUACUUACAGUACUCUGUUUAUUAUUCACGCUUUGUUUGUACAUAAUGCUGGUGGUACCAUUUUAUUGGUAAAUAUCAUGUCUUUGAAAAUGUAUUGCCAAAAAUAAUGAAACUAUGUACCGGUAGUUCUUAAAAGCACAGAGAAUUUGGCUUUCAUUUAUGCACUUUUUCCUCAAGAAUGUAUGAUGUCACAUCACUAAAAAUAUAAAAUAACAUUAGAAAGUAAUUUAUUACUUAGUUAUAUAAUUUGUACUCAUCCUUAUUGUGCAACUGGACAUAAUGGUCAUACGUUUUCCAAUUUUUGUUUAGAUCAGCAGCAACUGAUUCAGCACCUGCUAAUAAGCCUCGUAGAGGUAGAAAAUCUAAGUCUAAGAAAGAGAAGGCCUCACCUGCAUUGUCAGCAGAUCUACCACAUCAAGGAUCUUCAAAAUCAUCCAAGUUUGAACUUGGUGUACCAAAAGAGGAUCUCACAGUAGCAGCUGAUGUGAUUUGCAGUGAAACUGUAACAUUGGGGAAAGGAAAGGGAAAAUCAAAAGGAAAACAACGAUCUUUAAGGCCUAGGAAGUCAAACACCUCCCUAGCUGAGGCUGAUUUGGAGGCUGCAGCCUUUAGGUACAUUACAGAGUCAUUUGAUGAGCCUGUGAGGGACGUAUUUGUAAGGAAUAAAGGAAAAGGUAAAAAACGAAAAGUUCCAGAAGUAAUUCAUCUGUCACCUAAAUCUGAUUUACCAGAGGAAGUUGAAGAAGAGUCAGGUAAGUGUUUUGAGGAAUUUAAAUUCAAUUUUUCAUUUUAUUUUAGAAAAUCACUUGACAAAAAGUAUGGCUAUAAGUUAGUCUUAAACUACUACUACUUACGUCUUGUGUAUGCAUUUGAAGCUCCUGAUUCUGUUUGUAUUCUUGUGUUUUUUAAAUCUAAUUUGACCCAUUGUGUCUGGAGAGAGUGAGAGAUUAAGGGUUUGAUUUUAUCCACUCUCAAAGUUAUCUGCACUCUUAUUUCUUUGGGGGUUGAAGUCUCUUACACAUCCAUCUAUCCCCGUGGCUCUGCAGCCCAUGUAGGCUUUUGCCUGCCUCACCACCUCUUUCCACCCAAACUUAAAAAUGUUUUUCUUUUCCACGCUUGGAUUCCCAGUUGCUGUAUAUCAUUUUCCACAUCAUCCAUCCAUCUAAGUCUAGGUCUGCCUUUGAGUUGUUUUCCUGUGGGGUUUUGGUGAUGUGCACUCUUCUGUCAUUUGGCAUUCAUUCUAAGUGUCCUGCCCAUUGUAGCCUACCCUUUAUUUCUGUUACUAGCGUGGGAUCCAUAUUCAUCCUAUGUUGGUAAAUAUGUUUUCCGGAGAAUGUUUCUCUCCCUUGUGUUAAAUAGGUUUUCUGCCAAUUUAGUUAGGGUCUAUGUCUCACUUGCGUAUGUUACAGUUGGUCUGAUCACAGUUUUAUAAAUAGGUUUCUUUGUUUUUCUUGUAAUGUUUUUACUUAUGAAUAUUUUCUGACUACUGAAGUAUGCCCUGUUUCCGGCUGAUUUUCUUUCUUUUAAUUCCGUUAGUAAUUUGUUUCUUUCAUUUAGUAAAGAUCCCAGGCAUUUACAUUUUUAAAAGUCUGGUUUCUAAUUUUAAAGGCUUCAUCUGUCUGUUUUUCUCUUAUCAUGUAUUUUUUUUUUUUGUUAACUUCCAGCCCUGCUUGUAAAGAUGUGUCUUCUAAUUCAAUAAAGGAUUUUGAUAUGUCUUUAAUACUUUUCCCUAACAGUGCUAUGUAAUCAGCAUAUGCAAGAUACUGAAAGGGUCGAUUGUAGAGAGUGCCCAUUGGUUGUGUGUCUUGGAAAGUAUCCUGUUAUUGUUCCUCGGUUGUCAAUAUGUAUGCUUCUUGUAACUCUCUCUAAUGUUAGGUUAAAUAGCAUACAAGACAGUGAGUCUCCUUGUCUUAAGCCUAAUCAAAUCUGAAAUUCCCUUGAAUAUUCUCCCUGAACCUUGAUUUUGCUUUUUGAGUUGUUUAAUGUUACAUGUAUCAGUCUUGUCAGUUUGUUGGGUAUGCCAAACUCCUGCAGAGUCUCAUAUAAAUAUUUCCUUUUGAUGCUAUUAUAGGCCAUUUUAUAGUCUACAUAGAGUUGGUGCAAUGAGAUAUUAGAUUCAUAGCAUUUCUCUAAUAGGCAUCUGAUAGUGAAAAUCUGCUCAGUCUUUUUAUCUGCUUUGUCAGAAUCCGCAUUGGUGGUCACAUAGUAUUUGUUCAGUGCACGGUUGUAGCCCUUUCGCAGUUAGUUUUGUCAGUAUUUUGUAUGCUAAAUUUCAUAGGGAAAUUCCUCUGUAGUUUUUGCUUUGAAGUUUGGAACUUUUUUGUGUAUCAGGGUUAUUAGUGCUUUUUCCCAUUCUGCUGGAAUUUUCUCCUAUGCCAGAUUUUAUUUAUAAGUGAGUGUGUAGAUCUCUUCCUCCAUAUUUGAUAACAUUUACUGUAACGGUUUCUCCAGUGGCUUUGUGGCUUUUCAUGUAAUUGAUUACUCCUGUAGUUGGGGAGCUUAUAAAUGGUCUGGUCCUCCAUGUUGUCGUUGAUAAUCUUUAUCUUGUCUAAUCUUGUCUAUUGUCUGCAUUUAGUAUGUCCUAAAAAUAUUCAGCCAAGUACUAACAAUUUUCCAUAAUUAUAUAUCCAUCCUGGCUCUCAUCCGUUUGCAGUCUGGCUUGGUAUCCAUCAUUUUCAUCUUUUAUCUUCAUGAACAUUACUUUGAUGUUUCUCUCUCUUGAUAAGUCUUCUACUUCUUUUUUAGCUUGGCUUAUUCCCAUUCCCUUUUUUUCUUCCUACAAAUUUUUUUGGCAUUAAUUCUGGCUCCCUUGUAUGUUUGUCUUGUCUUUCUGAUUUCCCUUUGUAUUAUGGUCAUUCGUGCUUUGCUCCUUUCUUCAACAGUCUCUCUGCUUCGAUUAUCAAACCAGCCUACUCUAUCUCUAGUUUGCUGGAAUCCUACUAUUUGUUCUGCUGAUCUUUUCACAGCAUUUUUCAUACAGGGUUUAAUACUCCCCAAGAUUAGCCGUUGGGCUUACUCCAUUCCACCCCACUAUUUGUCAAUAUCCCUGACACAAACUAUUGUGCCAUGAUGCCACCUUAAACAAAAAUAACAACCAAAAAAUGCUGUCUUAAUCACAUCUCUAUAUUUAUUUUAGUGAGUAAUUUAAAGCAAUGUCAAAAUCGCCUAUCAUUUUAAUUUAAUGCAAUUUACAGCAUCAACAUUUAAAGGGAAAGGAAAGCGCAAGAAAAAAAACGAGAAAGGGGCUAAGAAAGAGAAACUCUCUAAAACCUCUCUGGUUCAAGAACAGGACACUCCCUACAGUGAUUUGGAAGACUUUGUCGAAGAGUUUGAAGAUCUUAUAUUACCACAACCAACAGCUCCCAAAAAACGCUGCCUCCGAUCAUCUUCUAACGAAGAGAAAGAGGCUGGUUCAUAUUGCAUUGUGCCUGGUCCAUCGUCAAACAAAUUAACACCACCUUUACAGAAGAAAUCUGAAACUUCUGGGUCUUGCACCAAAAAGGGCGAGGCUAGUAAGUCCAAGAAAUCAGUGAAGGCCUCAAAAUCAGUCAACAAACCACCAAAAGAAGAAAAGUCUCUGCCCAAAGGAAAGACUAGAGGCAGAAAGACGGGAUCUUGUGCUAGUAAUAGGUACUUAAUUUUUCUUUAUCUCAGGAAUCAGCAUCUAAGAAAAAAUUAAUAACAAAGUUUUUUGUUUGGGCCAGCUCUGUAUUUUAACAGGAAAAGUCAUAAUAAAAUAUUGUCAUUACAUGGUAAAUUGUAUAAAAGAAAUUGUGAGCUAAAAAAAAAAAAAAAAAAAAAAAAAGAACUAAAAAAUAAAUAAAAAAGUUUUUUGUUUUGGCCAGCUCUGUAUUUUAAAAGGAAAAAUCAUAAUAAAAUAUUGUCAUUACAUGGUAAAUUGUAUAAAAGAAAUUGUGAGCUAAAAAAAAAAAAAAAAAACUGUAGAAGAGCUUAUGAUUGAAAUUGGUGAAAUUAACUUAUCUGUAAUCUGUGAUAAUUUCAUCAUAACAAAUCAUCAUAAAAGUCUAACAUUUAAAAAAAAAAAUCAAUUGUAGAUUAAUAUUUUUAAAGAGUUAUCAUCUGAAACAAGAAAAUCAAUAAAAUUAACAUAAAUUAGCCUGGCUUUAGCUCUGUCAGCCUCUGUAAAUUUUCUAUGGUGAACAGGAAUUUCCAAUGUGAAUGCCAUUAUUACUGGUUUGUUUUUAGUGUGCACUGUGUUUUAACACAAUAUAUAAAUACUUAAAGAAUACUUUUUAUUCAAACCAUCUUGUGAUUUUUAUGAAGUGUGAAUGGUUUACUACACAUCAGCCUUGUAGGAGCUAAGAGAAAGAAAAGGAGUUCUAGACUCAGAAAUUGUUUUGGAAACCCUGAAAAGUCUGAUCCGUUUGUGUGAUAAUUCUAAUGCCUAACAAUGAAUGAGAGUGUUAUUAUUUCUUCUUUAAAAGAUUGUUUAAAUUGCUGACCAAUUAUUUUCACCAGUGGGCGUCAAUCGUCUACAGUCAGUAGAGGAACAGGGAGGGCUGGUGCCAGCCGUGGGUCCAGUGUAGGGGCCAGGGAGAGAGCAGAUUUAAGCAAAAGUAGUAUUCCAACAACUACCACAAACCUAUCAGCCAUGUCUUCAUCAAGUCAUCAACAAGACAGCGCUGGCAGUGGUGGAACCAGGCCAAGGGAGGGUGGAGGGGCAGGUGGUAAUGCUCAGCCAGAAGGUCAAGGUAAGUUUUUGAUACAUUUAACAAUAAAACUGAUGUUUGGACUGGAGCUCCAGAAUGUUAGCCACAUUUUUAGGGUUUGAUUUUGUCUACAAACUAGGGUGCUGGUAGUGUUUAAAAUACUUAAUAUUACAUUUAUACUGAAUUAACCAGACACAGUAUCAGGAAUGCCCCUUGGAGCUGUGGGAGGAGCUGGUCCAGAUACUGAAAGUGAUGAGUCGGAUAUGAAUAGACUUCAGGGUAAAUUAAUUAGUUUUAUUUUAACUUAAGGGUAUUUUUGCUCAGUUACUUUGUUUUACAAUUUUAUGUAACUUUUUUUUUUCCUGUCUUUUCUUUUCAACCCUAAACACAUCAUGUUUAAUUAUUUAUUUUUUUCACAUGGCUUGAACGUCCCUUGGGAUUAAAUUUUUAACAAGUUUUAACUAAUAUUAUUAGUUCUUUUUAAUGUAUUUCUUUAUCAAAUAGAAUUGAAAGAUUAGCAUUUGAAGAAAUUGCUCCAACAUCAUGCCAUAAAUAAAGUAUAAAUUCAAGGCUAUAAGUAGCUAAUAAUUUUAUUUUUGACAAUUACAAACAUGAACAUCACUGGAUAAUAGUGUAGCAGUCAUCAUUUGCUGCAUUAUGACUCUUGUUUUCUUUUUAAAGUUCAGAAACUGAUACAAAAAAAAAACUAAAAAUAAUCUUGACAUUAUCUGUUUCAUGUCCCUUAAUAUAUUUUUCAGCUUUACUGGAAGCGCGAGGUCUGCCAUCUCAUCUGUUUGGUGCACUGGGACCACGCAUGCAUCAGCUUCUACACCGCACAAUGAGUGGUGGCACAUGUAAUAAUAUAGUCAAUAACUCUUCAAAUCUAAUAAUUUGAAUGAUGUAUUAAAAUAUAUCUCAUUUAUGGAAAAAAGGCCUUAUAAAGUUGAUACAAAAAAUGUUUUUAAAAUCCAGCAGUAAAUAACAUAUAAGUAAUUCAAUAAUUAUGUUGGGACAUAGUAUUGUUAUGAACUAGAAGUACUUUUCAGUUUUUAAUUAAAAUUAAAUUUCAAUGUUACAAAUUUACUAAAUAUUUCCUCACAUAGUGACCAAAGUGCAGCACUUGCUUCAAGGUCUUCAAGCCACUGGGGAUGAAGCCCAACAGUUGUCAGCUGUUAUGGAGAUGUGUCAGGUAGACAAUUCAAAUGUUAUGCAAAUCGCACAUUAAUAAAAUUUCUUCCUUGAAAGACUAGCUAUGGAGGUAGGUCGUAGCAUGUUUACUUUAGGGCUAAUGUUUUUACAUAUAUUUUCCCAGAUACUAGUAAUGGGGAAUGAAGAUAGCCUUGUGGGGUUCCCUAUCAAGCAAGUGGUGCCAGCAUUGAUCCAGCUGCUUCAGAUGGAGCACAACUUUGAGAUGAUGAUCCACGCCAGCCGGGCUCUCACAUACAUGAUGGAAGCUCUGCCAAGAUCUUCAGCCUCUGUAGUGGAAGGUGUUGCAGUAUUUUUGGAAAAGGUGACACAUCAGAAUGAUCUUAGCAAAAAUCAUUUUAUAAAUUUAAAAAAUUUUAUUUCAUUUCUUUACCAAAUAAUAGAUGCAAUGCAGCAGCUGUAUAAGUUUUUUUUACAUAUGGCAAACUGCUUAAAGUGCAUCUUACAAAUGUACCAGAAUGAAUGAUUUGUAAAAUUUUAAUUCACAGCUGCAAGUCAUCAAUUGUAUUGAUGUUGCAGAGCAGUCCCUUUCUGCUCUUGAGACAUUGUCUAAGCGACAUGGGAAAGCUAUCCUUCAAGCUGUAAGUAUUAUUUUCUUAGGAACAUAUGGAAAAAAAUACUUGUUUUUGGGACCAUCACUCAUUACAGAUUUCAUGCUUAAAUAAUUGACCUACAAGUGUUGGGUUUCAUUUUAAAUAACAUUAAUUUCUAAGUCUAUAUUUAAAUUAAAAGUUAAUUUUACAAUACAUUCUGUAAUUUUUAAAUGAUCAUUUCCCUCUUCAUCAACAGGGUGGAAUUUCUGCAUGUCUUAUGUUCCUGGACUUCUUCAGCAUUAUUGCCCAACGCAGGGCUCUAAAUAUCUCGGCAAACUGUGUCCAGUCCAUGUCAGCUGAUGAGUUUCACUACAUAAGAGACUCUUUAUCUCUUCUAAGUGCCAGGCUAAAUCACUCUGUAAGUUUUUGUUUUGGUAAACUGUUUUGUUCUUAGAAUUUGAGUUUCCUUGUUAAAAUUGACUGGUUCAUUAAAACAAAAUCAUAAAAUGAUUGGAUUUCAUUCUUAAAAUGUUUGAAAUUUCAGGAUAGCAAAUCAGUGGAAAGUGUGUGCCUGUGCUUUGCAAGACUUGUUGACAACUUCCAGAAUGACCAACGGCUACUUAAAGAGAUUGCAGUCCACGACUUGUUGACUAACAUACAGCAGCUGGUAAAAAUCUUAGCAUUUUCUUUAAAAUAUAGGCAUUUAUGAAUAUAAAAAUUAAAUUCCAAUAUAUGUAACAUUGUAAGUUAUGAUCUUGAAUAAUGGAUAACAAAAUUUACAUAGCUUUAUUAAACAUUAUAUUUUCAUCUUUUUAAAGUUUUUUUUUCUUCUUUUCUUAUGCAUAGUCAAUUUAAUUAAUCACUUAUGCAAGUCCCACAAUAGCAAUGUUGUAGAAAUAUAUUUUUUUAAAAAGUGUUUCACAUUUAUAAUUUAUUAUUGAUUAAAAUAAACAUUUAAAGAAUUUUAAUAUUGAACUUUUUGAUUAUUUUAAAAACAAAUUUGAAAACCAAACUAAUCAGCAUCUGCGUUAAUUUUACCCAAAAAAAUUUGAUUUAAUUCCCCAGUUGAUGAUGAGUCCACCUGUUAUCAGCACCAGUGUAUUUAUCACAGUGGUUAGAAUGUUGGUGGUAAUGUGUGCCAAUUGCCCAGAUUUGGCAGUAAUCCUGCUUAAACAAAGUAAGCCUCCCCUAGUUUUUUAUUAUGAUUUUGUUGAAAUAUGUUACAUGAUCAUGUAGCAUUCUUGUUAGUUCAUUCUGAAAUAAGAGUGUAAGAUGCGGUCAUGAUGAUAAAUGUAGGCAAAAUAAUUUUCUUACAAACCAGAGAAUAUGUAAUUGUGCAAAGCCUAAUACUUCAAGGACAUGUAAGUGUGCAAAAGUCAAAUACACUGAUGAUAUAAAAAUCUGAUUUGAAUGUGCAAAGUUGAAGUAUGCAUAACAUCCAAAAUGGAAAUGUCUGCUUUGCUAUUUUCAGAAAUAGCAGAGACAUUAAGAUACCUCUUGACAGGCUCAUCUGAAACUUCAGAUCAGUGUUUUGAGGUAGGUAACUGACUUAUUAUUAUUUUAAUUUUUUUAUUUUAGUGAUGCAAGCAAACAUAAGUUAGCCUCUACAUUAUAGCUUGACAUUUUUACCCCUCAUUUAUCAAAUUGAUAGGUGUAAGGAAAAUUAUUCUGUAUAAAUAGUGCCUAAAAAAAUUAGCCAAAUCAAGCCAAAAUAUAAAUUUUCAUAUUUCAGCUGGUAUCUCGAACUCCACAAGAAUUGUAUGAAAUUGUUAGUCUCAUUGGGUAAGUUUAAAGUUUUAAUUGACUCAAUGUCCUUGCACAAAGAAAGCCUUAAAACCUGUUGACCUACAUUUUGUUAUAAGAAUUUGUUGCAAUCUAAUGUUUAUUUAAUUAAUGCCUUCAAAAUGAAAGAUAAAAUAUGCAGUUGAAUUUUUCUUCUCAGCUGUUCUAUACCUUAUUUGCAUGCCCACAUCUUAGAGCUGGGGUCUCAAACUCACAAUCAUCAAAUUAUUUAUAAUCAUAGAUAAUGCAUCAUAAUGAAUUCUUUGAAAGACUUGUGAUCAAUAUUGCUCUUAUGCGGCCCUACAGUGACGUUGAGUUUGAGAACCCUGGCUAGACAGGGACAUUAUAAAUAUGUUAUAUUGUCUCGUUCAUAUUUUUAAUGGACAUUUUAACAUAAUGUUUGGCAAUAUUCUGUGUUUCCACUAAUUUACAAGCCUAGACAGAGAUAAUGGUUAACCAACCAUCCCAAUGCACUAUUAUAAACAAUUUUUUAAAAUAUUAUAUAAUUGUUCAAAUCUAUUCCCGAAAUUCUUAAAUGUUUCAAGAUAAUGGGAAUUGUGUGAUAUAUUUCAGAGAGCUUCUUCCACGCCUCCCAACAGAUGGACUUUUCACUGUUAACAGCCUCCUUCGUAAAGGUGGAGCCAUCAGUCUUGAUGGUGCGUUUUGGCAGUGGCAAGAUGACAGGGGCUUGUGGCAUAUGUACACCCCCAUUGACAACAAAAUUGUUGAGGUAAGGGAUUUUAGUUUUUGCAUUAUUUAUACUUGUAGUUAAUAUCAUUUCCAAAAAUAGUGUGUUAAAUUAUUUGUUUGGGAUAUCACUGUCCAAAACGUCAUAGCAGAUGGCUUAGUUUAUUCUUUUAAAUUAAAUUGCUGAUGUUUGUUAAAAGAUAAGACCAUUGGAAAAAAUCAAUCAUUGUGAUUUGAAAGCAGUUAACCCAUGUUUCUAUAAUUCUGACCAGUAAGAAACGGUUUAUUGGAUUAUUUUGUUGUUCUUACCCUAAAGGCUGCAUACCAAGCUGGAGAAGAAGAGGUGAGCCUCUCAACUAUGGGGAGAUCUUACUUACUGGACUUCAAUACCAUGCAGCAAAUCAACGAAGACACUGGCACUGCCAGGCCUGUUGUUCGCAAGGUUAACAGUCUUGGCGUUGGUGGACAGAACAGUGCGGCAGGAGAUACACGUAAGUUAAUGGAUUGAAAGGUGAUCCUAUCAUAAGCUAAUGUUGUUAACAAAAUAAAGUUUGAAUCAUAAGUGAUAAUUUUGACUUGGCUAUGUAAUUCAUAUUAAUAGUCAAACUGUCAAACUUUAUUUCUAAAACAGUUGGUCAGUCUGAUCCGAAUGUCGAACGCUGUGAUUCAAGAGCUGAGAUUUUAAAAGAGGACCAGGACUUGGCUUCCAACUUUAUCCAAACAUUAUUUGCUGUUUUGUAUGAGGUUUACAGCUCAUCUGUAAGUAAAUAAUCAAUAUAAAUCUAUGUUGAGUGGCAUCCUGGCCUUUGUAACUUUGUAUUCAAUAAAUACUAAAAAGGGAAGCAGGUUAAUUCAACAUUUUUUAAUAAAUGGUUUUAAAAUUGUAAAUAAUUUUAAAUUAAAAUUUGUUCAGCUACUUUUGUUAAUCUGCUGUUGUACCUAUUUUUUUGGUAGUUUUGCUCCACAAAAUUGAGCUUCAGAAUUUUCACUGUAUUAAUUUCAAUCAGGCUGGUCCCAAUAUCCGCCACAAGUGCCUUCAGACUAUUCUGAGAAUGAUCUACUAUUCUCCUCCUGAUUUGUUGAGACAAGUACUUGUUAACCAAUCCGUUUCAAGGUAGGCAGACAGCAGUGAGGUUUUAAAAAAUAGGCGGAGUAAAAUUUUCAAUAGGUGUCUGUUUAUUCAGCAUGCAAGAAUUUUGAAGUAUGAUAUUGCAUGCAAACUUUGAUGUGCGCAGCCAUUGAUUAUCAUCUCUGUAAUUGUCAAUUAGCCCCUAGCUUUCAACUGAUAGCAAUAAUAAUUUUGUUUUUAAAUGCUUCAUUGAAAAAUGUUUUAUUCUUUCAGUCACAUUGCUUGCAUGUUAGGCUCUCCUGAUCUAAAAGUUGUUGUCGGAGCUUUACAAAUGGCCAAUAUCCUGAUGCAGAAAUUGCCUGAUGUGUACAGUGUUUAUUUCAGGAGAGAAGGUAUGCACAUUUUCAUAAAAUAUUUUAAUAUUACUAAGUAAAGUAUGAAAAUACAACUGAUCUUUAAAAAUUAUGUAUUUUUUGCUGGGAUAUAAAUUUUGAUCACAUAGAAGAGAAUCAUUUGGCAAGUAGUUAGAAAAUUUUUAUUUUAGAAAUAGUGUGCAUUUAUUUGGUUUAAGAUACUUGGUGUCGAAGAGAAGAAUGGUAUGCAGCUGAGUUUCCAAAUCUUUACUGUUUUCUCCACCCAUACAGAUUGCAUUGCAGAUUGCAUUUUAUAGUUGAAAAAAAUUGACUUUUUAAUAUUUCUUUUUAUUGAAUUGGAAAGAUAACUAUAACACUUAAAAAAUAAAUGUAAGAUUUAUUACAUAAAAUAAAGUGGUAUUGGAUGAAUGAAAAUUUAUGUAAACAUUUAUAUCUUAACUAAAAAAAUCAACUUUUGCUCUGUUCUUGUUUUUAUUUUGUUAACGAUUUAUUACUUUUCCUUGCAUCCUCUGGGUGCCACCUUGUAUCCCCUGGGGAUUAGAGCAUUUCAUGUUGUGAAACCCUGUUUUACAGUAUCAAACUAAAAGUAAACUCUGCAUUGAGGUUUCUAAUAUAGAUAAUUAAAUUAUGCCUGACUUUAAAACCUAGUUUUUAAGUUAAUUUUAAUUUUAUUAAUAUUUUGUUCUAAUAAUUUCCACUAUACAGGUGUAAUGCACCAGAUCCAAAAGCUUGCCACCCAGGAGGUGUUGCCAUCAUCUCCUACCAAGUCAAGCCACUCUCCAGGUUCAUCACCAGUCUUAGGUUCAGUGUCAGACACUGGCUGUGCCCUCUCUCCAACAGUACCAAGGAUAGAGGCACCUGAGGUUGGAGAUGGUGAUGAUCUGUUUGCUGGUGGUGCAUCCCAUCACUUGGAGGAACCUUGUGCUUCAUCUGCGCAUACGUAUGUGAACAAUGAACUAGGUUUUAACUUUUAACAGUGUUCUCUUUUGCACAAGUCCAUUUGUUUAGCCACAUAAAGAUAAAAAUUGUUGUGUGCUAUUCAACAUUUAUUUCAGUAGUUCUGACAUAGCCAGAGCAAAACUGUACAAUAUAUAAAUUACAUUAAGAGUUCUUUUAAAAUUUUUAAAAUAUCUUUAGUUCUUAUUAACACAGGUAUGUAGUAAAAUUAUGUAAACUAACUCCACUUAGUAUCUUGUAAGGUCAGAAAUAUUCAAGCUCAUCUCAAAUUUGUAAAAAAAAUUCCAAGCCUCUUUGCAUGUGCUACUAAGUUUAGAAAUGAAAUUCUGUUACUGCUAAAGUAAUUAACAAAUUGUACUUAUUUUUCUUACUUCACACAAAUGCCAUUUUAGUUUAACUUUUCUUUAUGAACUAGUUAAAAAGAAGCUUUAAACUUUAAAAUGGAUUAUUACCCAAUCUUUUAAACUUCUAGUAAAUCAAAUUUAGAAUAUUUUUUUCUGUUAUUUUUGUGUACAAAGAAGAUUUAUGAAGUUCACUUAUGGCCAGAACAUAAUAAAAAAAAUAUGACUUUUUUGUAUAAAUACUUAGGAAACUCAGUGAUGUGUUGAAAAGGAAACGUCCACCAAGGAGGGGACCAUCUAAGAAGGGUAGCAAGUCAGAUGAUUCUGCAACUACAGAGGCAUCUCCUAAAGGUGUUGGACUUCUGCUUGGAAGAAGUUCUAACAGAGGGAAAACAUCAUCUGGUAAUUAGUUUACUUUAAAAAUAAAGGAAGUAGAAAUCUAGUUAAAAAUAGUGUUGACUUCGUCACAUAAAAAUUUUAAUAAAUAUUUUUGUACAUAUGAAAGUUCAUAACCAUUUUAAAAAGACUUACACAUUGCAAUUACAUUUGUUUAAGCAGACAGUUUUUCUCAACCUUGUUUGAAGCAUGUACAGUAAACUAAAUAUUAUGGUUCUAAAAAGUUAAUGGGAUUGAUUAUUUAUGAUUUCACAUUUUUUUUCUCCUUUAGGCAAAGAUGCCAGAUCCAGUUCUUCUAGCUCAAAGAUUCCAUUCCUGACAAAUCUAAACCCUCGCUCCUGGGGAAGGAUGAGUACUGCAGCUGAUAGACAAACUACCAUGAAGGUUAUACCAUAACAUUCCUUUUGAAAUAAAUCAUUGAAAAUAUUCUUCGGCAGGCUGAAAUUAAAAUUUACACGCACCGCUGAAACCAACAAGCAACCCAUUAGUGUUGAGUUCCAUGAAAUAUUUGUAGUCUCUUGAUCUUUCCUUCAAUGCUUAUUGAGAUUAACAUCUAGAUUAACAUCUCAAUGUCAUUUAGUUUUAACAUCACAGUGUCAUUUCAGGUCAUGAUUUUCCCCUAAAUAUUUGUGUGUUCACAUUCAACAGGAUAUGCUAUCUCACAAGCAGAUGCCACCUCCUAUGAUCGUGAACAAGGAAAAGGUUAAGGCCUGGAUUAAGGAACAAUGUAAGUGUUCAUUUAAUUUGAUCUGGUCAUGAAAACAAAACAGCCCUAACAAAAGAGAUUUGAUAAUAAUCUUUUUUUUUAAAUUUCAUUUAUUUUUUUAUUUCAUCAAAUUACUAUAAAUAUAGGACAUAGAAGCCUAGGAAAGCAACAAAAUCUAAUUUACUAUUAAAAAAAAAUAUUUUUCUCAAAUGUUGCAGGUAAAGUUUUUAUGGAGAAAUAUUUCUCAAUUGAUAUUCAUGGAGAGUCCCACCCAGCCCUGGACAUGCUCAAACGUCUGUGUACUGCUACCAAGUGUCUUUCACUACAGGUAUAAAUACAGAUGUUCAUAUAUAAAACAUAUUUAAGGCAAGUGAAAAUAUGAGGAAGUGAUUUGUUACGAGCCUGGCCCCCUUCUGUUUAGGUACCCCAUUAACUUGACUGUGUCAGGUAAGCACACCCCAGAAGCACAACGUAUGUAACGGUACACGGCCAUAACCAACCUUGAUUUAAGCUGACCAUGACCUACUUAAUCGUCAAGCACGCGAAACGAGUAUGCCUAUAACUGGAUGCAUCGCCCUUAGAGGAGUAGACCAAAUGAGGAGGAGAGAGAGAUAGGUGGUCAGCCGUCCGUUGCAAUUGUUUAGUAUUAGAUUAGGGCCAUUUAAUUGUUAUCAGAAAUAUUAAUUCCAGGAACUUAGACUAGUGAUAGUAUUGUGUAUGUAUUAUUACUGUGAGGAUUUUAGAUAUUGUUAGUGUUAGACUUGCAUUCAUUUCUUUAUAUGUAGAUUUCAGGUAUCUUUGUUCACAUAGUAAUCCAUGUAAUAAAGUACAUUUAAAUAGUGCACUGACUGUCCGGGAUUUCUAUUCAGAAGUUACUUUGUGGAAUUCUGUUUUAGAACCUUUGUCAACACUAAACUCACAGUAAAGUUAGGAGUGCUUGUUAGGUUUUCAAGUUAGGAGUGCUUGUUAGGUUUUCAUAGGAGUUGUACUAGUGCGCGGUGUUGUGCACUUCUAUUUCACCAACACUACACACCAGUUCUUUGGUGUUAUUGUCUUUGUUCUUGGCAAGUUUUCUCAUUAAGAAUGGAAAUAUAAACAUUUCUCCGGAAUCCAUCAAUUCCUGUCUUAAAUAGUUUUCAAAGGAAAGAACUGAUUUUAGUCUUAAAAGCUUUAGAUAUCAAAUUUAAGCCUGCCAGUAGAAAUUCUGUCCUCACAGAUCAAAUCAUUGUGCAUUUUGUAAAUGAAGGUUUGCUAGAGUAAGAAUGUUUAAAUUUAAUAGCUCCAGAGAUAGACAGCGAUCACCCUUUUAAGAUAAGAGAAUUAGAGAUUAGAGAGAAAGAAUUAGAAUUACAUUCAGAGAUCCAGACACAACAGUUAGAGUUAGAAAAACAGAAAUGGGAAGAUGAGAGGGACAUGAAACUUAAUCAGUUAGGAUGUGAUGACAGUAAGCCUAGUACUCUGGUCAAUUCAUCUGAUUCAUCAUUGUCUCCUUCUAUUCAGUCAUUUAUACGUAGUGUUCCUAAGUUCGAUGAGGCAGACUUAGAAACUUAUUUUAAACACUUUGAGUUGUUAGCUAGCAAAUUGGCCAUUAGAAAUCCAAACAAUAUUAUUAAGUAUGGCAUUGCACGGUGAGGUGUCACAAAUCUUCUCCUCACUACCAGCUGAGUCACAAAGUGACUACAGCCUGGUAAAAGCAGCCAUAAUAAAACCUAAUGAGCUGACUCCAGAGGCUUAUCCCCGAAUGUUUCGCAGUCUCAAGAAACAUCCAGAGCAAACGUAUGUGGAGUUUCUCUACGAAAAAGAUAAAAUUUUUGACAGAUGGCUGAUAGCUGAGAAUGUUGACUCCCUUAACAAACUCAGAUCACUUCUACUUUUAGAAGAGUUCAUGGCUUCCAUCCCAGAAGAAGUGAGAUCACACCUGAUGGAUUUAUACAUCAAAGACAUCCGAAGAGCAGCUGAGAUGGCCGACAACCAUAACCUCAACCACAGGACCAACAAUCCCACUCUUCGCCAGUGCACACACCCUGUGACACUGCCAGUGACUGAACAACAGUUUGGCACAUUAACAAGACAUCAAGACUCACACAGUGAUAGGAAACCGUCACCUCCACAACUGUUUUGCCGGUAUUGUAAAAAACAAGGUCACCGAGUAGAACAGUGCCGCAGCCAGAAAUACACCCAGAAUAGCCAGAAUGACCAGGAUGUUAGGCCUGUCGGUUUCAUCCAACUGAUCGACGAACAUCCACAUCCCGUUGAUCACCAGGUCGCCUUUGUUAAGGAUAGCAAAAGGUCGAACCAAUGUUAAGUCAAUGAAAAGAAAGUCCCAUUGACAAAACCGCCUCAUGUCAAAGAAAGAUUCACGAAAUCACGCGCAUGUGAAGAUACCGUCAUGGCACUUAAGCUUCCAGAACCAAUUCUCCUCUCUCCUAGUUUGUCAUCAUCACCGGAUUCACCUCUUGAAACACAUGAGGCGUUCAAUCCCUUCAUCACUGAAGGAUAUGUAUCCAUUCCUGGAAAACCCUUUUAAAAAAAAGCGUUACCAUAUUACGAGAUACUGGAGCCUCCCAGUCCCUGAUAUUACAAAGCACCCUUCCACCCUCCACUGAUUCAGCAGUGGUUGGUGAAGUCAUUCUACAAGGAGUUGGUUUAGGUCAAACCUCAGUACCUCUCCAUAUCAUCAAAAUUUCACAUAGCCUAGUAAAGGGCAAUGUUUUAGUCAGUGUCCUCAAUCAAUUACCAAUAAAAGGUGUUGACUUGAUACUUGGCAACGAUUUAGCGGGCGCAAAAGUUUUCUCGGAGCCACUCACAAACCAUCCGCCAUUUUCUUCACUCCCCAAGAGUGAACAUCGGGAAUCAUACCCAUCCUUUCCAGUCACUAGAAGUAUGUCUGAGAAAGCAAAGGUUGCAGUUCCUCCAGGGGAUCUAAAGGAUACUUCCUUUAUGGAACCAAUUAAGCUUACAAAAUCCUCCGAACUCUACUCAGACCUCCUACAAUUACCCUCGCAAUCAAAUCAUCAAAAUCUUUUAGCAGCCCAACUAAGUGAUCCGGAAGUCCAAGAUCUUACGAAAGAGGUCAUAUCUGUAGAAAACAUGACUAACACUAAUACUUGUUUUUAUCUCAAGAACAACUUGCUAUUCCGAAAAUUUGUGCCACCAGACGCUUCAACCAACGAAACUUGGUGUGAAGUUCAUCAGUUAGGGGUGCCUAAGAUCUACAGAGAUGAGGUGAUGUAUUUCGCUCACGACUCACCCAUGUCAGGACAUCUAGGAAUAAAAAAGACAUUAGCGAAAAUUCGUGAACAUUUUUACUGGCCUAACAUGAAGAAAAAUGUUAGUCACUAUUGCAAAACUUGUGAAGUUUGUCAAAGAAUAGGUAAGUCAAAUCAAACCAUUCCUAGGGCGCCUUUACACCCCAUUCCUGCCUUUGAGGAACCAUUCUCUACUGUACUCCUUGACUGUGUUGGUCCAUUGCCAAGGACAAAGACCUGUAAUGAAUAUAUGCUCACCAUCAUGUGCGCUUCUACCAGAUUUCCCGAAGCCAUUCCUUUGAGAAAUAUACGCACAAAGAGCAUCACCAAGGCUAUCAUUAAGCUUUUUUACCACCUUUGGCCUCCCUCAAGUAGUGCAGACAGACCAGGGAAGUAACUGUACCAGCAAACUCUUUAAGGAGGUAAUGUCUCAACUUGGUAUCAAACAUGUCCAUAGCACUGCUUAAUCACCCUCAGUCACAAGGAGCUCUAGAACGCUUCCACCAAUCCAUCAAAACUAUGAUGCGUGCAUAUUGUAUGAACAAUCCCCAAUGGGAUGAAGGUAUUCCACUGCUACUCUUUGCAGCCCGAGAUGCAGUCCAAGAAUCCUUGGGAUUUUCUCCUUUCCAACUUAUUUUUGGACAUACUGUCAGGGGACCACUGAAGCUACUGAAAGAACAUUGGAUAAAUCACGAUCAAUAUGAAAACAACACUAACUUACCAGACUUUAAGGAAAAAUUAGAGAACAUAUGGGAAAUUGCACGUGCAAAUUUAGAAGAAACCCAGUUGACGAUGAAACGACAAUACGAUAGAAAAUCUAAAGUCAGGAAUUUUAAUCCUGGUGAUAAAGUUUUGGUAUUACUACCGGUUCCAGAGAAUUCUUUAUCAGCCAAGUAUUGUGGGACCUAUGCCAUUCAUUCAAAACUGAGUGAGGUCAACUAUGUCAUCAACACCCGGAUUGAAGGAAGAACCAGAGAGUGUGUCACAUUAAUUCAAUAAAACCUUUUUAUGAGAAAAGUGUUGCAGCUGGACAAGUUAAAGUUGUCCAUGCAACUGUCCAUUCCAAUGAAGGGUUUGAAGAGACUAUGCCAGACAAGUCUAACCCUUUAAAGUUGUCCCACUCCAUGAUAUUAUCCAAUAUAGAUGACAAGUUGUCACAUCUACCUGAGGGCCACAGAACUAUGUUGACUAAUCUUAUAUUUGGAUCAGUGAAACUGUUUCCUGAUGUUCCAGGGGAAACGAACAUUUGUACCCACGACAUAGUGUAGGAAAUGCAGUACCUUUGAAAAACACCCUUAUAGGGUGAGCCCAGAGAAGCUGGACAUAAUUAGAAAUGAAAUCCAAUAUAUGUUGCAGAAUGACAUAAUAGAAUACAGUCAGAGUAGUUGGAGUUCACCUUGUAUUCUUGUACCCAAACCUGACAACACCUUCAGGUUCUGCACUGAUUUUAGAAAGGUUAAUGCUUUAACCAGGCCAGAUUCCUUUCCUUUACCCAGAAUAGACGAUGUUAUAGACAAAAUUGAUCAAUAAAAAUUUGUAAAAAAGAUUGAUCUGUUGUCUGGCUAUUUCAAAUUCCUUUAACAGAAAGAGCAAAAGCGAUCUCAGCUUUCCUAACCCCUGAUGGUUUAUUUCAAUAUAAAAGAAUGCCCUUUGGUCUAACGAAUGCCCCCAGUACUUUUCAGAGAAUGAUCAAUUAUGUUAUUUCUGACAUUGAAAAUUGUGAUGCAUACAUAGAUGAUGUUAUUGUUUACUCACCUGACUUUGAAAAACAUUUGUGCCAGUUGACCAAAUUGUUCUCUAAACUUAAAGAGGCUAACCUAACUGUAAAUCUCCAUAAAAGCGAUUUUUGUAAGGUAACCAUUACCUAUUUAGGGCACCAAGUAGGUAACGCACAGGUUAGGCCUGUCAACGCCAAAGUGGAUGCCAUUUUAAACUUGACCCCACCUGCAAAUUGUAAACCGCUAAGAAGAUUUUUAGGGAGGUCUGGAUACUAUAGAAGAUUCUGUAAAAACUUCUCGACUGUGGCAGAACCAGUCACCCGUCUUCUUAAGAAGAAUGUCAAAUUUUUUUGGACAGUAGAAAUCUCAAAACGCUUUUGAAAAAAUAAAGGCAUUUUUAUCAGACUCCCCAGGGAUUGCUGCACCUGAUUUUAGCAAACCUUUCAAACUGGCAAUAGAUGCCAGUGACAAUGCCAUUGGUUCAGUUUUGUUACAAGAUGAUGACCAUGGUAUUGAACACCCAAUCAGUUACUUCUCUAAGAAGCUGAAUGUUCAUCAACAGAACUACUCCACCAUAGAAAAAGAAACACUAGGUUUGGUAUUAUCUCUGCAACAUUCUGAGGCGUAUGUCAGUUCAUCAGUGAAUCCACUCGUAGUGUUUACUCAUCAUAAUCCUUUGACAUUUGUAAACAAGUUAGGUCUGAAGAACCAGCGUUUGCUGAGAUGGUUUUUAUAUUUUCAAAAUUUUAAUCUUGAAAUCAGACACAUAAACGGGAAAGAUAAUGUGGUGGCCGAUGCAUUAUCUCUUCUAUUAAACUUUCAGUCUGAAUCUAAUUCCAUUGUGAUAAAACAUAGAAGACAUAAUAUCUGAUUUAACAUUACUCAAUUUUAUUGCAUUAAUUUGUUUUGCCUGACUUAUUAUCAAACUAUAUUUUGUUGUAGUAUGGUAUUUUUAAUAUAUGCCAUGCCAAGUAUUUGCAUGUGUUUUUAUCCCAACAGGUAGCCAAGAAACAUUGGAACUUUUAUAUCAGUCAUAAGUGUUGACAUUUAUUUUUACUUUUAUUAUCACAUUUGGUUUCCAUGUGUAAACCAUCUUUAAGGAUCUUAAUGUUGUCAUUGUCCACUGUUUGUAAUUUAGGUAAGCAUGCCUUAUGGAAACAAAGUUGUUGUUUUUUUUUCUUUAUGUUCUUAUACUUAUACUGAUACACUUAUUUUAGUAUGUAGUUAUCUAGUGUAAUCACUAUGAAUGUACUAUUCUUUAUUUCUGUGUCAAAAUUUGACAAUGAAGAAUUUAUAAGUUUACUAUUGGUUAAACACCAAAGCUAGUUUAUAUAUAUAUUGGAACUUAGUGAUGUCAUUUCGCUAUAAAAAAAUUCCCAAUAUAAUUGUCAAUUUUUUUUCCCCAAGUGGAAGUGUGUUAAGAGCCUGGCCCCCUUCUGUUUAGGUACCUCAUUAACUUGACCGUGUCAUGUAGGCACACCCCAGAAGCACGACGUAUGUAACGGUACACGGCCACAUGUAACGGUACACGGCCACAACCAACCUUGAUUUAAGCUGACCGCGACCUACUUAAUGGUCAAGCACACGAAACGAGUAUGCCUAUAACUGGACGCAUCGCCCCUAGAGGGGUAGACCAAAUGAGGAGGAGAGAGAGAUAGGUGGUCAGCCGUCCGUUGCAAUUGUUUAGUAUUAGAUUAGGGCCAAUUUAAUUGUUAUCAGAAAUAUUUAUUCCAGGAACUUAGACUGGUGAUAGUAUUGUGUAUGUAUUAUUACUGUGAGGAUUUUAGAUAUUGUUAGUGUUAGACUUGCAUUCAUUUCUUUAUAUGUAGAUUUCAGGUAUCUUUGUUCACACAGUAGUCCAUGUAAUAAAGUACAUUUAAAUAGUGCACUGAUUGUCUUUCUUUUAGCCAAUAUAGUGUGUCUAAAAUCUACCUGUUAGCCCUCUUUUCUAAACCCCUAGACCACGAGCUUGUUCAAAUUCAUUGAACACAUAGGGGGCGUAACAGUUUGAACACACAAAAUAUUACAUUUCUUUGUAAAUUUCAACAGAGAGGUGUGAAUUAUCCUCACUUCAAUGCAGAUUUUAUGCAUGAAAGUCACAUAUUUACUUUUUUUCCCUCUUCACUCUGUUGUAAAUAAAUGAAUGAUAUGAUAAACUUUGAUAAAAUGUAAAACUGGUAUUUUUAAUUAUACUAGAGAUUAAUGAAAUUGAAACAAUACAUUUAGGAUUUGUAUAGACCAACUUUUAUUUUUUCCAGGGUGACAGUGGCUUAGACUGCCUACUGGAGAUAGCAACCAUUAUGCGAGAAAGUGAUGUUUCUCCAUUUGAAGUUAUACACAGUGGGCUAAUUUCUCAACUCCUUGAGUACCUCACAUCUACAUCUGGUGACGUGAAUAGAGACAUACGCAUACGCAGAUUUCUUCAUGUCUUCCUCAACUGCCCCGUAAGUUGAUGAAAGAAACAUUUUUAAUGACAACUUGUAAUGAUAAAAAAAUGUAAUUAUUUUGUAAUGAGAUUUUCUUAUAAAUUUUGUUGUUGUUGAUAAUUUAAAAUUAAAUUAAUUUUUUGUCAUUUACAUGAAUUUGUUAAAAUUUUUAGCAUUUUCUCAUCUUAAAAAUGUUAUUGCCUUACAAAAGAGCAUAGGGUAAAUAAAUUUCGGCAAAUUUGUUUAUAUUUGUUUAAUAAACUUAAAUUGUGAUCGUGCUAAAUAAAAGAAGCUUAAUGAAAAAAAAAUAUAUAUUUUGUGUCAAUGGUGUUUAGGGGUUUGUUUGUACUUCAAGAUACAAUUUCAAUGCUUUUCAGUGUUGCAAUAUUCUUUAGUUUUAUUUAUCAAUGUACAGCCACCAAGCGUGACUUACAUGAAAGAACCUCCAGCUGAAAAGAACAAUACCCCAGCUCUUUCAUAUCUUGUGUCCAAGCUCAUGGCCUGCUUACAUCAGCUGGAACAGGUGCGUACUUAAAUUAGUUGAUCUCAAUUAUUAUUAUUGGUAGUGGUUUUAUUUAGCGCGGUAAACCAGCCUAGAGAUGGGCUCACCACACUGUACAUACAAUUUAACAAACAUUAUCAUGAACUGGCUGAAAUUUAAACUAUAUUUUUUAAAAUUUUCUAUUCCCAGAAGGAAUGAUCUCUUUAAGUGACAUUUUUAGUAAAUCAAAUAGUUUAUUAUACACAAAGCCAUUAGAUCUUUCAGUGCACUUAGGCUUGAUGUUUUAUUAUGUACAUGGUAUUUUUUGUGUUAAGAGUUGAACAUUAAAAAGGGGCAGGAUCAAAAGACCUCUAAUUCACGUCUUUCGAAUGAGCAAGCAGAGUAAUGAAAUCAUAAUAAAUUUCAUGAAAAAAAAUUCAAUAUCUUUGUCCUAGUUUCAAGUGAAGGUUCAUGACCUCCCUGGUGGGAACAGUGGAAGCAGUCGUGGUGGAAAUGCUUUAAAAUUCUUUACUACACACCAACUCAAGGUAAAGUGCUCCACUCAUGCCUACUGUCAAAUAAGCCAUAAACUGCCCAGCCCACCUGAUUUCAAUUAUUCCUCAACAUUAUUUACCAUUACUGGCCCUUAUUAUGCAUGAUGCAUUGUAAAUAAUGAUACUUUAAUGAAUGUAUUAUUUGUGUACUGAUAUAUUUUUGCUGCCAUUCUUACAAUUAUAGAAUUUAUUUAUAAGUUGAAAAGGUCUAAAAUGUAUAUGAUUACCAUUUUAUUGCCUUCAUCGGGGCAGGUUUUAAUGCUGGUAUUAACGUUAGUUAGUUUUUAGAGUUAAUUAAUUAAAAUAACUGUGCUUUGAUAUAAUUUAAAUGGUUUAGUUUUGUACAAUCUGAGAGUAUAUAUACCUAAAAAAAAGUAACUUCUAAAAUAAUUAUGACUUAGCUACUCAGAUUUGACAAGACUCCAAGCAUUACUAACAAAAAUGUUUUACUAUUUAAUUUCUUAAUGCUCAUGUAACUACUAUGGAAAAAUUUUGUAACAUUGAUCAAUAGUUUUGUUUUUGAAACAUUUAAUUUUCAUGAUGAGAAAAGGAGUUUUACAUCAGAAGUUAAAAUAAGCCUAUUCCCACACAGUGCCAACUACAGAGACAUCCUGCUUGCACUACACUGAAGCAGUGGAAAGGUGGGCCGGUCAAAAUAGACCCCCUAGCUCUUGUACAAGCCAUUGAGAAAUAUUUGCUGGUCAGAGGGUUUGGUAAAACUAGGGUGAGAAUUUAGUUUUUUUUCAUUAUACUGAAUUGUAUAUAAUCAUUCAUCCUGAAAGUUGUAGUAGGAAGGAAAUUGUGCUUAAUCUUGUGAAAAUAUGUUUUCUAAGAACAAAAAAAGUGGAACACAGAAUAAAAUUUAAAACAUAGCAUAAAUUUCAUUGCACUUAAUAUAAUUAUUCUAUAGAAAAAUGUCAACGGCUUUCUGUCUCAGAAGAUAAUUUAUUGUGUUUUGCUUGACAGGAAGGGGCUGAUGAAGACCUUAGUGAUGACGAUAACUCUGAUGAAGAGAUGGAGGAACAGAUGGCUUCCAUCAUGAUUUCAGCUACAUCUCCCAGGCACAGGCUUGAGUUCCUCAUAGGAGACCACAUCCUGCCUUACAACAUGACAGUGUACCAAGCAGUCAAACAGUUUGUGUGCCACGGGGGCACUGAGGUGGGUGACUUCAGUGAUGGUGACACUGACACACCAUUUGGGAAUACAAGCAUCUGGGUGCAGACUCACACUAUUUGGUCAGUAAUUUUUAAUAGACGAAAUUUUAAUUUACAUUUUUUAAAUUAGAAAAGAUGUAGAUUUGUCAUUAAUGUACAUUGUAGAGUUCCAUAUAUAAUACACUACAUGUUACAUAACCCUAAAAAAAUAUUAUUACCUGAUAUUAUCUGUGAUAAGUUGUUUCUUAUUUUAAGGGCCUUAAUUUUUCAUGUCACUGAAUUUUGAUGGAUAGAUGCAUGGUGACAGUUAUUUCUAUUAAAUCAUGUCUCUUUCAAAUAAUUUGUUAUACUUGUGUGUUUUAAUUUUUUUGUUGUACAUUUUAAACUAAAACUAAAAAAUCAUUUUAAGAAUUUAAAAAAAAAAAAAUUCCAUUAUUGAUAGGUAUCGGCCAGCUACAGAACAAGAGGAAAAUAUGGCAACCAGUCCUAAGAAAACAAAAGCUGAGUCCAAAGGCUCAAAAUCUACAAAGAAAAAAGGUAAUGUAUUAGCAAAGGUAAUCCAUUCAUGCCUUGUCAAACUUCGAUGUUAGUAAAAAGGAUACAUUUUAAAACUUCUUUUUUAUGUACAUGCUGGUCUUCUAUUUCUAUCUUUAUUAAUAUUUUCUCUUUAAAAAAAAAAUUAUUUAAAAUUCCCCUUUAUGCAUUGAUUGUUAUUUUUGUUUCUCAGAUUCUCGAGCCAGUAGUCCAGUUAUUCAGCCUGUCCUACAGAAUUUCCUUUCAGACAAGCUUCCCCCAUCAGUCACUGUCCAAGAUGCUUCACUGGAGACAAUAGCAUUGUUGAGGGUGCUGCAUGCACUCAACAGACAUUGGUCAUCAAUGUAUGAUGUAAGGCAAUGAAGAAAAGUUAAUUUAUUUUUCAGCUUAAGCCAGUCAAUAAAUAUUAUUGGAAAUAAUCCAGUGAUGUAAUAAAUGUGAUGACUACUACCUAGAAAGUGUACAUAGAGUGAUGAUGAAUGAGACAGAAACAAUUAGUGUAAUAUCUUAAACCACCAACUGCCAAAGCUGACUAUCAUCAGCCGUUAUGGCUGUUUCUGUUGUGUUACAGCUCAUAAAAUCGCAUAUCCUAAAAUUAAUAUUAUAAAAAAAAGAAUCAGACCGUAUAAGGGUAAUAUUUUUUUUUUUUUGAAAGGGGGAUAACUCUAACAAAAUAGAUGAUGUCAUUGUUUUUUUUUUUUUAAUUUUGAAGGUAGCUGCAAUUUUUUGAGUUUUUUUAUUUUAACUAAUGUGUAGGUCUCUAAUUUUGGCCAGGGAAAAGCAAAAGUCUAAUUUAUAUGAAUUAUGGCUUUAUGAAAUUGAUUUGAAUAUAGUUUUGUUGGCAUUAUUCAUGGUAGUGAUAAUUUGAUAGUGCAGCAGGCAUUAGUAGCAGUUCAACGUCUAAUAGUGGAAGUAGUGGAGAAUAGAGUACAGGUACUAAAAAUUAAUAGGCAAUAUAUAAAGAAAUAUGUAGGUCAAUAAAUUUAUUUUAUUUUAAAAAAAAUUUCUUUAAACCCAAAAUACUUUAAAUAUUCUUAACUGAAAGAAUGUUUUAUGUGUCUGAAAAACUUAUUGAGAUGAUAAAAAGGACCCAAAAAUCAAUGUGGGCGUGUGUUGAACAAAGAUAAACAGUAGCACAAUUGUAUUCUUCGUUGAGAGGUCAUAAUCAUAUUUAUUUCACAUAGCUAACUUUUCCAACAUUCAUACUAUAAGAUUUGUUGUAAAAUUCACUCUCAGAAUAUCUAUACUUAUAGUCUUAUAGGGAUUAAUUCUCUAUUAGUUUGGGGUAUUUUAGUGAUCAAAGUUACUCAAAAAGAGUUGACACCAAGGCACGUUUGCAUUUAACAGUUGGGUUUUAAAAAAAAUAUUUUUUUUGGGUUAAAUUUUCAGUUGAAGUAAUAGCUGUAUAGACUGAGUUUCUGAAAGUUUUCAGCUGAUAAAAUUUUAUCAUAACUUACUGUUAAAAAUAACAAGUUUUUAUUAUUAUGUUAUUUAAUAAUAAAUUUAAACACAUAUUUUAUAUAAAGCAAUUCAAAGUAAAAGGUGGAUAAAAAUUAAAAUAUCUACACAUAAAUGCCAUGACAGAAAUUAUUAUUUUUCUAUUUUGUGAUUAUGGAUUUAAGUCUCUUAUCGUUUAAUUAGCCUCACUAUUUUUUGUUUGUGGGCCACUGUGUUUAAUUCUAUUGUAUCUUAAGUGUAAUAGUUAGCUUUAUGGCUUCACUAUAGAUUAAAUAUGGGACAUAUUCAAAUGAAAGGAAUACUGUGUGAGUUUAUAUUUACUGUUAAGACUUUUUGGUUGUAUCUGUGAACAGUCAUCUCUUUUUUUUUUGAAGGUAUCAUUCCUGCCGUCCCCUAUCUUAGCCAACACUGAGUUCAUCAGCAGCAAACUGACAGCCAAAGCAAACAGACAGCUCCAGGAUCCGCUCAUCAUCAUGACAGGCAACUUGCCUAACUGGCUACCUGAGAUUGGACAAGCUGCGUAAGUUUUCUUGACUUCUUUAUUUACAAGUUCCGUAAAAGCAAUCUUUAGGAGACAACCAAGUAUGCAUAAAUAAUGCAUAGAAAAGUUUAUUUUCUCUAACUCCAUUAAUUAAUAUCAUAUCUCUGGUAUUCAUUACUUUGAAUAACACUAAAAGUUAGGUUAGACUAAAUAAAUGAAAAAAAUUUGACCUAGCUUUCCCAUGUUAUCUAUGCAUAUAUUAUAUCAUUUAUGGAUUAGACCAGUGCUGUCCAACCUGUGACCCAUGAACUGAUUUUGAAUGAGAAAUUUGUAUGAUGUAUGUAAAAAAAUAAAAAAAACAUAAAGGGGUGAAAAUAUUUUCAAACCACAUUCAUUGAUUUAGUAUUGUUGGGAAAUCACGUGAGAGCUUGGAAGAAGUUGUAACAUAGAAAGGGGGGGGGGGUGUCACAAAAGCUAAGGAGUCAGUUGGCUUGACAGGUAGCAGUAAUAAAUACUAAGCAAUUCAGCAGAGCAACGAUUAUUUGGGAACCUGGUCUAAAAAACAUCAGAUACCAUAUUCUCCUUCUUUCUGUUGAUUGUACAGGGGAGGCGUCGCAGGGUAUUGGAUAUAAUUAAUGACAGCGUUUGGAAAGAUGAAUUGGGGAACCAAAAGUAACUUGAUGUGGUCCAUGUAAAAAAUGUCCAUGCCCCCACAUCGGGGACCAAGUUAGAUGAAAUAGGUUGGUGAGCAUAAUGAAUUAACUUGUGCCAAGAAAGUAUUUGGGUCAGAGUAAUCCAGAUGGGAAUUAGGGUACUAAAGGUGUCACAAUGGAAUGGGGCAGUGUGAACCAUUUAUGGUGCCAUGUUAUUUAAACAGGAAGUCUUGCCAGGUAUGUGAGAGUGUGUCCAUCCUGUGUUGUUGCGACAUUGGGGAAAGUAACUGGCAUUCAGAGAUCAAGAGUAUGAGAUGUUCAAUAAGUAGAAAGCAGAAUACACGCUGUGAUUGUUUGUAGUUAGUGGAAGAAUUUUGUGAGACAGUACGAACGAUUCUUGAAAGUAUUUUUUUUGUAAACAUACUUAAGAAUGUGUGGCAAAAUGAAUUCUGGAUGGGGUAUGUUUCUUCUGAUGAAUUUUCCCAGCUAUGUAAAUGUUGGAACAAAAAUGUUGACCAUGUUUUUGGAAGCACCUUACAUCAGUUAAGCUGGAUUCUCUGUCAUGACCAACAUCAAGUCCAAAAAAAAAAGGAAAUGUCAUGCUUUGACUUCACUGGUGAACAUUAGAAAAUCUAAUAAGGGCAGGUGCUACUGAUAACUACCUCAAAUUAAGACCUUUGCAUGUACAAUUCAAAACUUAAUAUAUCAUUAAAAAGGGCUAUAGUUUUUAAUCAUUUUAUUUAUAUUCUUGAUGAGCCAGUAAUGCUAUUGGAUAUUUAUUACUCUUUAUGCAAAAGGUAAGAAGUAUUAAUAAUUUUUUUAAAAAUUCUUUUGAGAUGCCAUUUGAGACACUCAGGUUCCCGGAAAGUUUUUUUGGCCCACAUAGUCAAAAAGGUUGGACACACUGGAUUAGACUAUUUUUGAUGCUGUUUUUUGUUUGAUCUUUUCUCAACAAAUAAUAUUCCAAUGAGGAUGGGUUUAAACAGUUAAUGUCUAUAGUUUUUUCCUAGUAUUUGGAGGUUUCAGAACCUCAGAGAUGUCAGUGGGCUUUAGAAAUUUGGUUUUGGGUUUAUAUUUAUACAUGUGCUUGAACAUAAUUAAAAUAUUCAAUUAAUAUAACUUAAUUUUAUUGAUUUAAAUUAAUUUCUUCAGGCCAUUCCUGCUCCCCUUUGAUACAAGACAAAUGUUAUUCUUUGCUACAACCUUUGAUCGUGACCGAGCAGUGUUAAGGUUGCAGCAAGAUCAAGCAGGAGAAAGUUCUACACAUGAUAGUGAGAGAGUGGGACCUCGGCUGGACAGAAAGAGGGUCUGAUUAAUACUAUAAAAUUAAAUUAAUUAAAAAUUUGUUUUUUCACUAAUAAAAAUGAUGGAGUGAUUGAUUUGCACCCACUAUGGCAACUGGGGCAUUAAGAUUUUUCUGCGACAUGACCAGGUCUUUGACCUUGUUUUCAUUUACUUGUAAUUGGAAUUGUGAUUAUUGUUAUGACUCUGAGGUAUAUUUAAGAAAUUUUGGAACAUUUUUAUUUCUUCAAAAAACUUUAGCAAAUCUUGUUUAAAGUAAUCUUUUUAAUUAAUACAGAAAGAGGUCAGCCGUAAAGACAUCCUCAAACAGGCAGAGAAAGUGAUGGAGGACAUAGGCAAUUCUACCAAUGCCAGGACAAUGCUAGAGAUCCAUUAUGAAAAUGAGGUAACAGGGAUCACCUCACUUCUCUUUAGUGCUACUGGCCCCCCCCCCCCCUCAAAUCAUCAGUCAGAAUAAAAUGAUCAUCAGAUUAAACAAAUUAAUUUCAAAACGCAAUUAUGUGUUUAACAGCCUCAGUGCAUCAUUGUUGGUGAGGAGGAUGGCACGGAGGAAGACAGAAGAAAGACAGAGGUGCAUUCAAAAUGAAAAUUGAAACCUAAUUAAAUAAUGAUAAAAACAAAAGCUAAAAAUAUUCAAAGCUAAAAAUAUUCAAUUCAAUUGUCAAGUCUGUUCUUUUCUGUUCACUGUGGCAUCUACUUAACUCAUAUAAAAUUUGAAAUUAGUCCAACAUCAAUAUUAAGUUCUGUUUUCUUUAUUUUUUGCCUUGUACAGAUGAAGGCUGUGAGUCUGUAUAGUCUAUAUUUUAUUUCUGAUCAAAUUUGAACUAUUUUGACACCCUGUGUUUAAUUUAAAGUUCUAAUAAAUUGGGAAAUUUGUAUUCAAUCUAUUGAUUAUGUAAAUCUUUUUUAAAAUAAUUUUUUUUUUUUAAAGCUAUGUGAUCAGCAUGCUUUUAAUUUUAUUAAUCUCUCAGGUUGGAACCGGUCUUGGUCCUACACUUGAGUUCUAUGCCCUGGUCUCCAAAGAACUGCAGCGUGCAGAUCUGGAACUCUGGCGGGGAGACAGUGUCACAGCCACCAACCCAGCAGACCCCAAUGUCAAGCUUGACUACACACUGUCGGCCUGUGGUCUCUUCCCAUCCCCCCUGCAUCGCAGCUCCAAGGCUGCACAUGUAAAUAAAGUCAAAGCCAAGUUUAAAUUCCUUGGAAAAUUCAUGGCUAAAGCUCUGAUGGACUCGAGAAUGGUAAGUUUUUAUGCACUUUGAAGGUUUUCAGUCAGACUUAAAAAUAAUAGCUCCUUUUUUUAUUGUUUUUCCACCAUAAUCUACCAAAUUAAAAACAGAUUAUGGUGGAAUUAAUUUCUAUUGCUAUUUUCAACAGAAUUAAGUGUAGAAUUUGGACCGUAUUUGACUUUAAUUUUAACGUUCAUUUUGACCAUGGGGAUUAUUUCCUGCAACUUUGUUAACCACUUUUUUGUAUUUCAUGAGUUCAUUGAGAGAAAAGUUAAUUGGCUGAAGGGAGCUAUGUGAAGUGUAACUAUUUAAUUUUUUUCAGAAAAAUUUAAAUGAAAUGAUUAAAAUUUAACUUCUUUUCUGAAAAAUGUACUACAUAUUUAGACAUUGUUUUUUAAAUUUUAUUCUAAAUCCUGUUAAUUAGUCCCAAUUUUUAUUUCAUCAUUUCUUGUUAAAUUUUUUCUUAUCAAAUUUAGAGAGCUUUUAUUAAUUCAGUUAUAAAAAGGAUUUUAAAAAUUUUGUAUAGCGGGCACCGUAAGAUAAUUAGAAAAAUGUUGGAAAAGUAUUUAAUUAUUUUGUAAAAUUUAAAUACAGACACGGAGCAAUCUUUUUUCCCGCAGAUCGAUUUACCGCUAAGUAGAGUGUUCUAUAAAUGGAUCCUGGGCCAGGAGAACUUUCUAUCAUCCAGUGACCUGUAUCAUGUUGAUAGAGUGCUAGGCCGCUCCUUUCAACAGCUGGAGAACAUUGUACAUGAGAAGAAACAGAUUUGCAGUGAUAAGUCAUUGACAGAUGAAGGCAAGAAACAGGCUAUCAACAACUUGACCAUGGAUGGCUGCUCACUCGAGGACCUGGAUAUUUACUUUGUUUUACCUGGCAACGAAAAUAUUGAGUUAUGUAAAGGGGGCCGUGAUAUUCAAGUGGGUAUUGACAAUUUGGAGGAGUAUUUGCAGGUAGGUCUUGCUGUUAAUUUAAGUUUGUAAUUAUAAGUAUAAGUUUCCAAGCUCCUGAAGCUGUAACCAGUUGACUUAGCUUAGCAUAUACACAUAAAUGUUUCCAAGUUCCAUGAGUAAGAUCAAGCUCCGACAAUGGUUCCAAAAAUUUUAUUCCGCCAAGCACAAAGAAGUCUGCUAAAAGGUGUCAUUCACUAGUAUCAUAAAAGAGUGCAAAUAAUACAAGGAAUCAAUACAUAAUUUCAUUAUGAUUUUUAUUGUUAUUGAAAAUGAAAAUUUAGAUAAUUUAUGCACAGCAUAUGUACAGUGCAGAAGGCUGCAUUGACUGCAGCAUAUUUUCUUUCUCUGAGAUUUUAGCCCAGACUUUUAAUUUGAAAGAAAAUUUUACAAGUCAAAAUCUUGGUUUAUGGCUCUGUAAGUUUUUCAUAGUGAUAAAAGUUUAAAAUGAUAACAUCUGAACAUCACUCAACCCAGGCUGCCAUAUUGAGAUACAAAUUUGUUUAAUGCUAAUAUGAUGCCAAACUUGUGGUCAAGCAUUGGCUGGUGCACACAAAAAGUUUGGCAGGUCUAAGGCUCAGCAUUUCAUUUAAGCUUUUUCAUGGCUAAGAAUAAGCAUUCCCAGAUUUAAUAUGCACUUAAAUAUAAUCAUUUCUUUUUUAAAUCUCCAUCACCCACAGCUUGUAUUACAUUGGAGUCUUGUUGAGGGAAUCAUUCGACAGUUUGAAGCAUUUAGGGAUGGCUUUGAGUCUCUCUUCCCAUUAUCUACUUUACAGUGCUUCUACCCGGAAGAGGUAAGAAUUAGUUCUUAGAUUUUUUUAAUUUUAAAAUUUCUAUAUUGGAUUAGAAUGAAAAUAUAACAGAGUUCAUUUUUUGUUUUUUUGUGCAUUAAUGCCAGUUCAAGGAAAUUGUGAAUAUAUUUAAUUUGUAGAGCUUAAGUUCAAUAAAUCAUUAAAGAAUUACCUUAGCAUGUGAUUUCAUUAAGAAAAUUUCAAAUAUAUCCAAAGAAAAUUUUAUUAAACUUGAAUAAACCAUUGACUUGUCCAUCUAGAAUUUUUAAAAAUAUAUUUAAUCAAUUGUGAUGUAUGAGGAUGCAAUAAGUUGUGAUGAGUAUUUAAUGUCUCUUAACCUCGUUUGUCCACAGUUGGAGCAGCUAUUCUGUGGUAACAUAGCUGAUGUGUGGGACGUUCGUAUGCUGAUGGACUGCUGCAGGCCAGACCAUGGCUACACACAUGACUCACAGGCUGUCAAGUUCCUCUUUGACGUGCUCAGCAGUUAUAAUAACACAGAGCAGAGAGAUUUUCUUCAGUUUGUCACAGGUUCACCAAGACUGCCUGUUGGAGGUGAGUUAAAGUCUAUAAAAAUAACACAGCCACAUUUUUGUUAUGAUGGUGAUUAUGGUGUUGCUUUGUGUUUUCACAAUGACCUCACUAGACACGGCAACAAUAAUAUUAGGAUUGUUUCCCCAGUGACGAUUUUAGUCCAUCCUCCCUUUUGUUUGCUUUGGUGCUGUAGUUUGGCUGAACUGCAACAAUUGCAAAUAACAGAAAAUUCGUGUUUUUUAAUAUUUUUUUUAAAAAAUGAGAACGCAUUCACAACCUUUCAGCACAGCAACAUUAUACUUUAUUAUUUGUUAUAGGAUCAGAAAGGGACUUUAAAAUCUAUUUUUAGAAUUAAAUCUAAAUUUCCUUGGUAGGUUCUGUAAAUGACAUCCUAAUUUUAUUUUAUGCUGAACUGACUUAAAAUUUGAACCUGUAAAAUUUUAACCCGUAACUUAAUUUUUAACAAUAACAGAUUAUGUUAAUGUGCUCUGCAUGUUGACCCAGAAAAUUAAUUGAUAUCUAUAGCAGAUACAGGUCAGCAAAAAAAGAUAUCACAGAUUGCAAUAUAAACAUCAGUCAUCUACUUUUGAAAGUUACCUUUUUUGACAUCAGCUCAAAUCAAUCCCACUAGACACCAGUUGCGAGUAGUUAUUGUAUACAUCUUGUUUACUUUAUGUUUAUUUUUCACUAUUGAGACAAUAUUGUAAGAUUUUAGGAGUUUGAGUUUGAGGGUAACCAGGUCUGUGUUGUAAGAUUUUCAACACACUUGUCAUUAAAUGCAUUUAAUUGUGUCUGAAACGACAUAGUCCUAUUCAACCGAUUCCACAGUAAAUCCCAAUUUAUUGGGAUAUUUGUCAAGACUUUUGUACAUCUGUCCAUUACCUCACUUAACAAGAAUCUCUCAUAACUGUGACUGUCUCUAACUUAUGCGAUCUUUAUUAAAAAUCAUCCAGGUUUCAGAAGCCUAAAUCCACCUCUGACCAUAGUAAGAAAGCAGCCCGAAGGCUCCGAUGAUCCGGACAGCUACCUCCCCUCGGUCAUGACAUGUGUCAACUAUCUCAAGCUUCCAGACUACUCCUCAAUAGAGGUGAUGAGAGAGAGGCUCAGCAAAGCUGCCAAAGAGGGGCAACUCUCAUUCCACUUGUCCUAGUUGUAGUGUGCUCUCUUGGUGAAUGAAGAUAAACUUUCUCAGGCUGGUUUUUACCCCCACCCUAACUAUAUUUUCUUCUUCAAGUAUUACUAUUGUGCUUCUCUGGAAAUAGCUGUGUGACCUGUACAAACACCUAGGAAAUUAAACUGAUGUAAAUGUUUUAAGACCAGUUGCCGUGAUUAAAGCUAUACAGGAUGGAUGAACUUGUUUUUCUUGUAAUGUUGUCUGACUGUAUGUAUAGCUCUUGAAGGUGAAAACUGAAAACAAAAUUAAAAUGUGGAUUGUCAUCAACUUCUAUUUCAGAUUUAAGAUGAAGAUUUAAGAUGAAAAUCUGAUCAUAAAUAUGCUGUGGUGUUUGUAUUUUAAUUGCUUCAUAAUAUGUGCACAUAUGUCAAUUGCAACACACAUAAAAUUAGUCUAGAUUACAUUGUUGUGUGGAGGGAGAACAAGCUUGUGACAGAAUUUUCAUUAAUAAAAAAUAAUAAUUUAACCAAUAUGCAUUCAUAAGUAAUCAACUCUAAUAAAACUAUAUUUAUUUUAAUGAGGAGGGAGAUAGG
Molecule: messenger RNA, 37104 nt
Organism: Lymnaea stagnalis (great pond snail)
Lineage: Eukaryota; Metazoa; Mollusca; Gastropoda; Lymnaeidae
Source: the annotation of a GenBank genome assembly